Equus caballus (horse) is the source of this 13534-nucleotide messenger RNA. It is a transcript of the gene HPSE2, whose product is annotated as heparanase 2 (inactive). The record is from RefSeq and is a predicted model, not a curated record. Gene Ontology annotation, biological process: extracellular matrix organization. Gene Ontology annotation, molecular function: hydrolase activity, acting on glycosyl bonds. NCBI's taxonomy places the organism in Eukaryota, Metazoa, Chordata, Mammalia, Perissodactyla, Equidae. Gene Ontology annotation, cellular component: extracellular matrix; membrane.
UUUUCAAUAACAAACAUACCAAAACCAUAGUCUAGUUAUCAGUCAGUAGAGCAGGCUUUCGUCUCAGGUUCUUCAAGAAACAGAAUUUUGAACUUUUGACUCUGGAUUUCCUUACCUGAAUUACAAGGAUAAAGCUUGUCUUCUCUAUGCUAUGAGCAUAAAAUGGAAUAGUAUACAUGUAGUUAUUAUUAUACUAUUUCAAGACCUUAGAUUUCAGGUGUAUAAUUUCUUCCUACCUUAUCUAUGCAAAUUACAUUUAUUUCCACAAUGAAACCCAACUAAUGAAAAUGAUAGUAGAUUAGCAACUAUGUGCCAGGAACUAAAGACAUUACUACAUUUAAUUCCCACAACACAUGUGGAGGGAAGCAUACUUAUGCCUAUUUUACAGAUGGGGCAGUUGGAGCUCAGCAAGAAUAAAUGACUUGUUCAACAAAGGUCACGUGAGUUAAAUUGUGAAUUGGGUUUUAAUCCAAGUCUAUUGGACUCCAAAGCCUGUGCAAUUUCCAGUAUAAAAUGGUGCUUUUCAGGACUUCCCUGAAUGUACAAAAGGCAAAAUGGGCUAGGGCUGGUAAAACCACUCUUCAGUGGGUGUGACUAAGACGUGAAUAAUUUUAAUCUCUUUUUUAGUUACUUGGUUUUCUACCUUUAGUAGUUCCUCAAGUAACUGUCAUCCCUACCCCCAAACAUGCUAAGGGAUUUCAAACUGAACUCAUUAGAGUCAACUACAUUUAUUGUGGUUAUGAUCUUCCCCACGUAAGUUUACUGCUUGAUGGCAACAAUGAGAACAAAAACUGUCCAGCUAGAGUUUUCUUAUGUAAUGAGAUUGAACAAUCAGAGAGUUAUAAAUUCCUUUCCCCUUCAACUUUCCAUAUGGCAAAAAUCUUGCCAUCCCUUGCUCCUCCAAGCAGGACAGAGACACAGUCUUUGAUGAUAAAACAGCACACUUUGUUAUUCCCCAGCAUUGUCCUUUGCCUACUCCUGACCCCCCUUUCCUAGUGGAAAAUUGAGGGAGGCAUGUAAAACCUACUUAACUUUUCUUCCUUUUUUCAGAUGCUAAUUACAGGCAGAAGAGUCUGCAUGGUUAAAAUAUGUGGUAUAUACUUGUUUUAUUUUUGCAUUUAUUAUUGACAUCCUAUUAGAGUUGACAUUUUUUUCAAGUUUAUCACUAAGUUAUUUAUAUUAACUUAAUUCUUGACCAAGUCAUCAAUUAAGGGUAUGUAUAUGUGGCAAGUGUGGGAGAGAGGGAAUAAGAAUAAACAAGAAACAGAUAGCACAGUUAGACGUUUUAGAGUUUACAAAACACUUUCUUCAUACAGAACUUUAUUAGAUCCUUACUCUAGGAUAUUAUAUUAAUUUUAGCGUAGGCCACUGAGGCUUAGACCAGUUGAAAAGUUUACCCAGGGUCUUAAAGCUAGGAUCUGGCAAAGUCAGAUUUUAAACUCAGGUCUUCCAACUCGCAGUCCAAGGUUUUUCCUACUCUACAUUGACAAAUUGUUAGAGGGUGCGCAGUAAUUUAGCCACUUAGAGUAUGGUGGUUAAGAACACCAACAUGGCUUUGGAAUCAGGUGGCCCUGGGUUUCAAUCCCAUGCUGCCACUUAUUAGCUGUGUACUGUGAGAAAGUUGCUUAACAUCUCUGAGUCUCAAUUUUCUCAUAUGUAGAUUAGCUAUAAUAAUAAAUUAUAUCUACCUUUCAGAGUUAUUUGAAAAGAUUAAUAAGAGAACAUAUAUACAGCCCUGAGCACCAUGCCUGGACCAUAAGAUCUCAAUGGAUAGUAGUCAUCAUGGGCAAGUACACAGGCAGCGAUGAGACAGUGGACUGGCUGCUAUAGCUUCAUGCUUUCAAGUCGCAGUUAUGUUGGAAGGAAUCUUUUUCUUGCUAUUAGACAUUUAUGUAUAGUUUUCUCAGAAGGGGAAAAUGGUCAUGGAAAUAACUAUGGCUUUGAAUGUUUAAUAGAAGGAGAGGGAGGUGGCAUAUAGAGUCAAUGAGUUUGCGACAGGCUAAAGGUGAGAAAAAAGCAUAGGAAAGGUGGAAGGAAAUUACUGUAGUCAAGAUGACUAUACUAAAAAGCAUGCACAUCUUGCAGCAACACUGUAUACUACAAAGCAGAAUUUGGCCAUAAACACAGGAUAUAUCAGUAGUCCCAGUCACCAGUCCUAAUACGUAUUUUGGCCACUGGCAUAUUUCCACUUGUCUGAGAUAAAAUGAUAAAAAUGAUAAUACUGAUUUUUCAUGAAGCUAAAUUUAUUCAGUUUAAAUGCUCUUUAUUUUGACAUAUCUUUUCAGCUUUUUUUGGCUGUUAAAAUGUUCUUUUUUGGGGGGAAGUAAUAGUGAUAAGUAGUCAAUAGAUUUUUUUAAGGUCCUUACUAGACAAAAUAAAAAGUUGGCAAAUCUUUGUCAGCUUUUCCCCACUAAGUAAUAUUUAUUUUGAAAUCCCAAAGUCUAGAAAUCACUGAACCAGUUAAUCUUCAAGAUUUCUUACAGGUCUGGGAACCUAGACUCCUAGAUAACCAAGGAAUUUAUCUAUAAGGACAUUCACUAACAUCAGGCAGAGCAUUUCCAAGGAGACUUCAAUGCGUCUAAUUCCCAAUAAUUCAUAUUUUAUACAGGGGCCCAGUUCUUGUCUCCUAGGAAAUUACAAUCUAAGACAGAACAGAGUUGCAAAUUGUUGUUACCCAGCACAAAAAUAGGAGAGAAACGUCAAUCUAAAAUACAUAUUAAUAAUGAGCUACUUACAGCCUAUAAUUUAGGGUAAGAUGGGAGGCAAGACCAAAAACCAUGAUAUGGGAGGCAGGGGCAUUUGGAAAGAGUAGCCUUGUGGAUGUCUAUGCCCCAAAUAGACCAACAGACCAGAUAAUCAGGUCAUCGUGGAGUCAACCAGGGCUAUAUGGAACUCCUUAAAUGUUAUCGAAUUGCCUUCUUUGCCCCAUGUCCUGAGGCUGGACAUGACUAUAGAAUUUCAAUGGCCAGAGAGAUGGUUUUCAUCAGGACAUAAGAAAAAAGCACUUUGUUUUGUUGGUUUGACUUUUAUGCUACAUACAGGUCCCGAUGAAAACAUUAAAUAUUAGUUAAAGUAACUAGGCUACCAAACAAUUACGGAACAUUUGGGUCAGUAAGCAAAAAUUAUAGAUAAAAUUUAUAAUUAGACAAAUUCUCAUUCUACUCAAGUUCGUCUUUACUUACAAGAGUAGAUACUUUUGAAAGGUACAUUCAUUAUGGACAUCUAGUAGAUGGAUGUUUUCUUUAUUUAAGUGGUCUUCCACUGGCCCCAAUUAAUGUGGCUUCUGAAAGUAUAUUCACUUUUAAGCCAGGGGGUGUUUAGGCCCUUGGAAAAUCUGUCUCCUUGUUAAAAACAUAUAAUUGGUUUUAAUUCUGAAUACAGAAUAAACUAAUGGCUUCUGAAUUUGAAGGAUAAGAAUUUCCUGAAGGAGAUGACCAGGAAAAUGCUAAUAACUGGAAAAACAAAUUACUGAACAGAAACCUAACACAAAGUUUACUGUGACAAAAGUAUUUAUUUUUUUCACAUUCUUCUUGAGAGCAAUAUGAUUUUAGUGCAUUGAGCAUGAUUUGACUUAACAUUAAUUUAUUUCACAGACAUUUAUUGAGUGCCUACUGAGGGUUUGGGUCUGGAGAUACAAAGAUAAAUAAAAAAUCUUUGCUCACCAGGCUGUCAGCAUCUCUAGGAGGUGCUCAGUGCACAUUUUAAAAUUACAGUUUCUACUGGAACUUCUACCGUACCCCAGUCACACACAAACACACAUAUAUUCUAGUGGAUCUAGGUGUGCGAGAAAUUUUCAGGAACUGAAGGAAGCAGGCCUUAGGGCUGAAGCCCACAUCUAAUACUUCAGUAUGUAACGUCUUGGUUUUUAAAAUCAUCUUUAAAUGAUAUGCCUUGAAUUUUUUUUCUCUUUUGGCCUCAUUUUAUGCAGUCCUACUUCUGGAAGGUCUUCAUGGCACUUCCCAGUCUAACCCACCCUAAACUGUGGAUUUCCUGAUUGCUUAGUUUGGUAAAAGCACCUCAAGGAACAACAGUUGAGGGUCAUCUACUCCAGCCCUUUUCAGAUUCCUUAAUCCUAUCUAGAGGGAAGAGGUGGGAGGGAAUGGGAGACAUGUUACUAUUUCUGCAUUUGUCGGGCUCUGAGACUGCCCUUUGCACGUCCACCCUUGGGGAAAACCUUUGCUCUGCAUUUUAGAGUUUUGUCUGUUUGAUAUCAGGAGGCCCUGGGAUGCUCAUGUGUACCCACACUGCAUAAAGUAGUUCUCAUCUGCCAAGUAAAAGGUCCGUUUUGUUCCAGAAAGAAGACGAAAGGGGGGCCCAACGGUGUGAGUGCAGCAAAGUGUGCCGGGCCUCUUUCCGGCGCUUCACUUUGGGACCCCGGAGCUCAGUCCGAGAGAUGCUGUGGGUCAGGGCUCCAUGAGCUGGCGCGGGUGGUGCACCCCCUGGCUCCCAGCUGUUUCAUGCAUCCAGGAGCUAUGUGCGGGCGGACUCUGGCUGUGACCCCAGGCCUAGUAUGAAAACCCAACUGUGUCAGUCUGUUCCUCUCAGGCAACAUUAGGGCGUACUUCCCCGCAGGAGGGGCAAGCCCAGGGUUGACCUCUAGGAGAGGCUGGAGGGACGGCUCUACUUGUGCCGUGGAGUGGCCACGCAGUGGCUCAGAGGGGCGCAGCGCCACUCAGACUCUCCAAAUACAGACCAGGUUGCUUUGACUUGGCCUAAGUCAGCAUAUAUUGGAGCCCCCAAGACACUUUCGCCUCGGCUGCAGGCAGAAUGGAGCCACGACUAGUCUGAGCUCUUUUGUCCCUACGAGCAGAUAAGCCCUUUGCCCUGGUCACUCCGUGUAUUCCUUCUUGGCCACCUUUUGCCCUAUCGAGGUCAGAGGAUGCUUCCGUGUGGGUGCCCAGCGCGUCACAGAGGUCCAGACUUGUGUCCAUGGAGUCUCUCUCUGCGCUCUGUGCUUUAGCUGGUAUCACAGUUGCUGCCGAAGGACCCCUCUGCAACUUAACCACCCUUGCUCUUGCUGCUUCAACCCCAAAGGAAGGCCCAGAGCGGACGAUAUGCCUGACGCCGUCAGGACAAACGGGCGCGAUGCGGGUGCGGACUCUUUACCCCAGCGCGCCCGCGGCUGGCGUGGGGCUGUUGUGUGUGGGUCCGAGCUAGAACCGCCCUUCCCAGAGCCUCGCAGGGAGGAAAGUAAAACAAGACGUUCUGCACCGUACCCAGAACGUUACAACAGUUCUGUUUCUCUCUCUGUCUCUGCUUUCUGACCCUAGAGGGUUAAAUCAGGAGGGUACAACGCCACCCCUUCCUCCUACUUCCCGCCUCUCCCCCCACCCCCUUACCUUUAAAAAGUUAAAAAAUGUCUGCAGUCGAAAUCUCUUAAAGGGGCGGUGCUGGUGAACGAGUACUCUUGGCACGAGUCGCUGAGAAGGCUGGCUAGGGGCGUGAGUUCGCUCCACCAGCACCAAAACACUGAAGAAGGAAAAAAAAAAAAAAGAGAGAAGGAGACAGAGUGAGAGAGGGGGGAAAAAAGGAAGGGGAAAAAGGGGGGAAAAAGGCAGACAGACACACACUUUAGAUAAGGACAAUUAGUCACCAGCGAGAUCCUGUAGGAAGAGGUUUGAAUCAGAGGGAUUUAAUGAGGGUGCUCUGUGCCUUCCCUGAAGCCAUGCCCUCCAGCAACUCCCGCCCCCCCGCGUGCCUAACCCCGGUGGCUCUCUUCUUGGCUCUGUUGCUCCAUCUCUCCCUUUCCUCCCAAGCUGGAGACAGGAGACCCUUGCCUGUAGACAGAGUUCCAGGUUUGAAGGAAAAGACCCUGAUUCUACUUGAUGUGAGCACCAAGAACCCAGUCAGGACAGUCAAUGAGAACUUCCUCUCUCUGCAGCUGGAUCCGUCCAUCAUUCAUGAUGGCUGGCUCGAUUUCUUAAGCUCCAAGCGUCUGGUGACCCUGGCCCGGGGACUUUCGCCCGCCUUUCUGCGAUUCGGGGGCAAGAGGACCGACUUUCUGCAGUUUCAGAACCUGAGGAACCCGGCGAAAAGCCGCGGGGGUCCCGGCCCGGAUUACUAUCUGAAAAACUAUGAGGAUGACAUUGUUCGAAGUGAUGUUGCCUUGGAUAAACAGAAAGGCUGCAAGAUUGCCCAGCACCCUGAUGUUAUGCUGGAGCUCCAACGGGAGAAGGCAGCUCAGAUGCAUCUGGUUCUUCUAAAGGAGCAAUUCUCCAAUACUUAUAGUAAUCUCAUAUUAACAGCCAGGUCUCUAGACAAACUUUAUAACUUUGCUGAUUGCUCGGGACUCCACCUGAUAUUUGCUCUAAAUGCACUGUGCCGUAAUCCCAAUAACUCCUGGAACAGUUCUAGUGCCCUGAGUCUGUUGAAGUACAGCGCCAGCAAAAAGUACAACAUUUCUUGGGAACUGGGUAAUGAGCCAAAUAACUAUCGGACCAUGCAUGGCCGGGCAGUAAAUGGCAGCCAGUUGGGAAAGGAUUACAUCCAGCUGAAGAGCCUGUUACAGCCCAUCCGGAUUUACUCCAGAGCCAGCUUGUAUGGCCCUAACAUUGGGCGACCCAGGAAGAACGUCAUCGCCCUUCUAGAUGGAUUCAUGAAGGUGGCAGGAAGCACAGUGGAUGCAGUUACCUGGCAACAUUGCUACAUUGAUGGCCGGGUGGUCAAAGUGAUGGACUUCCUGAAAACUCGCCUGUUAGACACACUCUCUGACCAGAUUAGGAAAAUUCAGAAAGUGGUUAAUACAUACACCCCAGGAAAGAAGAUUUGGCUUGAAGGCGUGGUGACCACCUCAGCUGGAGGCACAAACAAUCUAUCAGAUUCCUAUGCUGCAGGAUUCCUAUGGUUGAACACUCUAGGAAUGCUGGCCAAUCAGGGCAUUGAUGUCGUGAUACGGCACUCAUUUUUUGACCAUGGAUACAAUCAUCUUGUGGACCAGAAUUUCAACCCAUUACCAGACUACUGGCUAUCUCUCCUAUACAAACGCCUGAUCGGCCCCAAAGUCUUGGCGGUGCACGUGGCUGGGCUCCAGCGGAAGCCACGGCCAGGCCGAGUCAUCCGGGACAAACUAAGGAUUUACGCUCACUGCACAAACCACCACAACCACAACUAUGUUCGAGGGUCCAUUACACUUUUUAUCAUCAACCUGCACCGAUCAAGAAAGAAAAUUAAACUGGCUGGAACUCUCAGGGACAAGCUCGUGCACCAGUAUCUGCUGCAGCCCUAUGGACAGGAGGGCCUGAAGUCCAAGUCAGUGCAGCUGAACGGCCAGCCCUUAGUGAUGGUGGACGAUGGGACCCUCCCAGAAUUGAAGCCCCGCCCCCUGCGGGCCGGCCGGACAUUGGUCAUCCCUCCAGUCACCAUGGGCUUUUAUGUGGUCAAGAAUGUCAACGCUUUGGCCUGCCGCUACCGAUAAGCCACCCUCACACUCACAAGGUGCCAGCAGGCCUGCUGGACUGCUUUCCACUCUUCUGCCCUGAUCGUAUCCUUAUUUUUCAGACAUCUUCUUAGCAACAAACCAGCCUCUGCUGCCCUAUCCUGCUGGAAUCAACAUAGAUUUGCUCUCCGAAGAGACAAAUGUCAAAUGUUAGCCUAGGUAGGUCACAUCCACCCCGAAGGAAAAUGUAGACAUCUUCUGUACCUGUGUAAGGAUGAAGGUAUGUGUGUAAAGCUGUGUGUAUCCUCGUACACACCAUGAAGACAAGCUGACAGUGCACUCCCAGGACAAAUGAAAUGACUCCCCAUGAUCCUGGUCACAGCAAUAUAACUACAGAUCUUAGCCUGUGGCUGCCUCAGCGGAAGACGAGCAAGGAGAAAACCCAGUGGAGCUUCAAGAGCCCAGUCCUCUUCUAACUCCACUCCUUUGUCUGUUCCUUGCUGUUGCCCUGGGUUUCCCAUCACCUUUCUUCCCAUAGGGGAGCAAGUGGGUGAGUCAGCGCUGGCCUGCUGGGCGAGCUGUUUAUGUAAUUUCCCGGCUGAUGUAUGAGUGUGUGCAUCUGGGUUUCUGACAGUGGCAUCAAUCACUGGCUAUUCCUCUGGGAAGCGGGUGCUUCAAAAGUAAAAUUGCAAGCAUACUCCAGAUUUUGUAAGAAGGUUCUAUUCCUCUGUGAAUGCAGAUAUCCCCAGGGUUGGAGUGGGAGUCAGGUAACAAUAUUCAUUGAGUAGAGAGCAAUGUAUUAGGCACCACAAAAAGCCAUCAUCAUCCUUCAUUUGGCUGUGAGGGAGAGAGUUUUAGUAAAAGAAAAAGUACACCAAACCACCAGACACACACACUCACCAACUGAACAAAGCAAAUAAUUAGACCUGCCUCAAGUUUGAGAGAAUAUUAAGAGUAUGCCCUUACUGGUUUGGUUGACCAAAACCAUUAUUAAAAAAAAAAAAAGGUGUAAACCAAAGGUCAUCACUGUAAAACACAACUGACUCCAGCCUUUCUGCCUCUUCCCAAGCAGCCGUGUGCCUCUCAGUGCAUGUACUAGCGGAAAUCUAAUGCAGGCUUUAAAGAUGACCAGGUCCAUCCUGUCCCAGACCAGCUUACCUGAGCACAGAACAAAGCUUUGAGUUGGCCACUGGGGGGAAGGAGCAAUCCAGAGACUGUGGAAGGGUAGGUGGAAGCUCUCGAGCUGGGCCGGGGGCAAGUGGAGUGAUUUAAAGUUCAUGAUGAGGAUCUCCUCUGUGAUUCAAGGGGUACGUGUGGGGCUUUGCAAACAUGCUGCAACCAAAUACGACUUUCUUUUCUGUGGAUGUGAUUCUUUUUCGCAGGAUAAAUGACAUGAAUUUUUUUAAACGAGGAGAUAUUUGACAGUGUCGUAGGAUUCCAAUUAAGAGAGAGACAAUUUCUGCUGUUGUGAAAGGAUAGAAAUGGAAGAGAGGGGCAGGGUUGCUGAUGCCAGAGGCCAAGGAGACUGCCUAAGAUGCCCAAGGAGUCAAGGAUUGGGGCCAAGUCUGCAAAGUGGACAGUAAGGUGAGAGACAGGAGGAAGAUUACAAAAGAGAGGGGACAGAGGAUUCCUGGCUUGGAGAACUGCGAAUCAGGGGACAGGAGCCGACAGGCUCAUUGUGUGUGUAAGGAAGACAGUGGACUCAGUUUUGACAUGCUUAUUAUUAGGUUCAGGAGGAACAGCACAAGGAGGUGUGUGCUACUCGAGCAAGAAAUGGGGAGCCUGAGGAGCGGGCUGGACACGGUCAGUGGUUGGCUCAACCUGGAAGCAGCUGAGAGAGGAGGAGACCUUAACACUGUGGCAACCCAGAGAGGCCUCCUCUUCUCUGGAAGCCGGCGCCUCCCACUGAAAAGUUUCAGCUUUGAGAGGGGAAGAGAGAGAAGUGCCAAGACUGGGGGUAGAAAGGAGGGGAAAGAAGCAGCAGAGGAAAGUGAGGAAGAGAAAGGAAAAGAGAAAUGAGAGACAAAUUUUAAAAGAUUUGUGAGGCUAUCAAAAUCUCUUCUAUACACUGGUCAGGUACAGCCCCAGGGCCCCCUCAUGAUAACAAGAGGAACCAGAGGUCCCUGGGGCCCGGCCCUGGGCCAGUUUGCUUUACAAACACAGUAGCCCCCUAGGGGUCCACAGCUUGCCCAGGGUCACUGAGGGGAAUGGAUUGCUGAGCUCGGAAUAACACAGAGCCUGGUCAUUUAACAAGUCAGCUCAGUGGCUGCCCAGUCGCACACUCACUCCCUUCCCCUCUCCCUAAGUUCUGCCGGUUCAGUACAGCCAGGAUUCCAGAGCUCCGUCCAAACACCCUCUCUGUAAAUAAGUGUUGAUUGCUCACUCAGCCUCUAAACUUGCAGGAUAUAGGCAGUGCCUGCUUCUUUUGUCUGUCUCUGUGUAUUAAAUGCUGCUCCUAAGAGGUUUAAGUUUUCUUUUAUUGUUUUUCGUUAAUAACACGGGAGGAGGGAAUCACUGAACUUGAUCUUUGGAGUCCUGCAGUUCUCACUGUGCAACUGUCUCAUGGAAGAAGUAUUUGCACUAUUCAAAGGAUACUGAGAAACUCGCUACCGCCACAUUCCGCAGGGACUUUAGUACAGGGCAUCUGUCCUGGCCUUGUCGUUUUGGGGUGGGAGUAACUUACUAAAUCAGUAGGGAUCGCUCCUUAUAAGGGAUUCCCUUCUCACACUCCCCACAGAAGACAGCCUAUGGCGAAACUCAGCAUCGUGAUGCAUCAAGGGAGCAGCUUGCCAGGCUGGGCCCCACGACAAAGUUGCUCAUCCACCAGCUUCCCCAGAUCAGAUUUUUCCUCCUAAAACAAGACAUGGCCAAGAUAAUCUAAGACUUCAGAGCCACUUUAUUUUAAACUAAAGAAUGGGCUUGUGGAAAUGCUUAUUUGAAAGCAUAAUAAUAUAUCAUGAGAAGUCUGUGCUUUUUGUUGAGAUGAUUUUCUGCUCCUCCUGCCUCUAGGAAUGAUCUUCUCUCUCCUUUCUUAUCGCAAAGGCUCAGAACAAAUUCUCAUUGUUACUUGAAGAGAAAGUCUCAAUUGUGGUGGUGCCCUGAAAAAGCUGCAGUUGUAGGAUAUUCGCAUUAUUUCUGGCUGGAGAAAAGCUUGAAAAUACCAGAACUGGGCUCCAGUGAGACUAAGGCCUGAGACUCCCAGAGCCACAGUCCCCACAGGCCCACUUGCCCGCCGCAGCCCCAGCCGCACCCCAGCAGUUGGACAGUCCCUGGGCAGAGGGGGCCAAGCCCUGCACCCUUGACAGGGCAGAGAUUGUUGGCGGAUUCUCCCUGAGAGGCGCCCAGCGGCUCUCAGCACCGGGGACCCUCUGUGGCCUCCUGGGGUGGGGCGGCUGGGAGGGCCCAGCAGGACUGCGAAUUGCUGAGCUGCCGCAUGGUCCAGGCCAGGCCCAGCUCUGCAGGUGUGCCCCGCCACAGGCACUCAAGGCCCCUGUGUUUGGGAUGGAUGCAGCUGUGGUAUUCAUCUUGGAAAUCCACUGAGAGCAGCUUUCUUUCUGAAAAAAAAAAAAAGGGCAAUGUUUAAUCUCUGCAGAAGCACAGAUGGAUCCCUCUGACAGUAAAAAUGCUGGGACCCGGAAGGACUUUAAAAAUUUGAGAUGUCAAUAGAGCAACCAAAAAUAGUAGAGAUGUAGCUUGGAGAAGGCAGAGGAAGAAGGGGCAUAAGCGUUUACAUAGCAUGGCUUCCUCCCCUGUCCCCUCUCUCAGGCCUCAGCACCCCUGCCCCAGCCUGGACACUGCCGUUUGCUCUUUUCCACUAACUUUCUCUCCAGUUCCACAGCCUCACCUCUGCCAGCCACCCUAUCCCCAACCCAGGCCCAGGGAAAUCUGCUGUACUGAGAGUUAAGGUUUGAUUACAGAAUUAUUCGCAAUCUUUUCUUAGGUUGUACCAGAAUUGCAAAUAAGACAAUAAAGGGGACUCAAAGAGAAACAGCCCCAGUAACUGGAGCUUUAGAAUCACUGCCUCCGAGUUCCACUAACAGGGGUGCAAAGCCUCCUGUAACUGCCAUCCUAUGCCCAGUCCUGGGCGGUGACUCUGGGGAGAGCAGAGAAGUAAUUUGUCCAAGGCCACGCAGAUAAGCAGCAUGACAUAGCUAGGACUCAAACCCAGAUCUGUUAUAUUCCGAAGUCUGCUCUCAUUGCACCAUGCUCUCUCUCAUUGGACUUACUGUGGCCAACUCUUUCUUACCUCUGUGUUGCCCACAGCCAGCUUUCUUAGAAUCCUGCAUGUGUCUACAGAGAACCCUUCACCCAGGACAGCUGAUCUCGGAUUUGGGGAAGCCGACUAGCCGUUCUGAUGAGUAGUGAGUAGGGCUGUGACCAGCCUUGGCUGUAGAAUUUCGAAUCCAGGCUCGCCUUGGCCCACCAGUGGCCUUCCUGGUCUGCUCCUCUCCCUCUGUGUUUUUCUGCAGAACAAUUUAAAGGGCCACUCCCACCACCCACCACGGGUGAUGAUUCUUAAUAUUUCUAAGUCCUGGAGGUAAGUGGCCGAUCCAGUCAGCACCCACACAUGCACUACCUCUGAGAGCACUGCUCCUCCUCCCCCCAUAACCCACAGGUUUAGAAGUUUCUCUUCACCUUCCUAGACUAAAUAAAAAAUCCAUUAACUAUUGCUGUAGGGGUAAUAUUUGCAAAUCUCACUCUAAAACAAGAAAGCCAAAAUAAAGCAAAUUAACUGCUUUGGCACCCACUUCCCUCCAAACACCAGAGCAGCCCCUGGAAGCCCUGGGAGCACCGAGGGGAGCUGACCAUCUUCCAAAGGACUGGCUCCUGAAUAAAUCCCACUGUCAUAUGACCCAGCAGAGCAAAAGGGGCCCUUCUUUACAGCCUACAUCACGAACAUUUCUCUUCUAAUUGUUAUUCAUGAAAACAUUCUAGGAUUCUUUGUCAAGUUGUAAAUGUUAUAUAAUAAAUUAUAUUUUUGGAAGAAGCAAAAAGAAAGCUUAGUUUUACUCAUCUGGAAGUCGGCACAAUGAGUGCAGGAACGCCUCCCAGGGAAAGUUUCUUCUUGUGCAGGGGAUUUCAACAGGUAUUAAUAUUUUCUUCCAGAAAACAGAUUGUAUUAUGGUUUAUGUUUGCCUGGUGAUUGCAGAGUUUGGGCCCAUGAGGUAGUUUAUAUUUUAAGGUAAUGUUUUGUAAGUAGUAAAAUGUGAAUACUCUAACUUUCUGUUCUCAGGGUAUUCUGUGGGGAGGCGGAGGCCACUGCUUCCCACACUACACCUUGGCCUUAAGACUGAUUGCCUGAUGAACUAACACAUGCUGGCGAUCUUCGAUUUAAUGGCAUGCUGCCCUCUCCCUCUCCCCUUCCCCACAAGCUUUGCUUCAAGUACUCUAUGUGGAAAUUAAAUGUUGUUAUUCAAACUCCAUGUCAUUGACUAUGUUAAAGUAACUGUUGGCUUCAAUAACAGGUAAACCCAAGAAUCCCAAUGGCUUAACACCCUCGAAGUUUAUAUCCUGUUAAUAGAUCAUGUAAAGUUCAGUUGGUGGUAAUGAGGUAAGGCAGGCAGUGGUUCUGUUCCGUCUAGUCCUUUAGGGAUCCAGACUGAUGUAGGCUUCCCACCACAUUCAGCACUUGGCCUCCAAGGUUGCUGUGGGCAUCAACAUGCAGCUGACAGACAAGGAAAGAAGAGUGUGUAGGAUCACAUGGGUGUAUUUUAGGGGCCUAACCUAGAACUGUCACAAAUUCCUUCCACUCAAUUCCAUUGGCCAUAAGUCAGUCAUGUGGUCCCAUCUAGAUGCUGAGGGUCUAGGAAAUGAAGUCCCUGGUUAGGCAGCCACUUCCUCAACAACAAUGUAUUUCAUUGCUAUAGAUUAAAUGUCUAUGUCCCUCUAAAAUUCAUAUGUUGAAACCUAAUCUCCAAUGUGAUGGUACUUGGAGGUGGGGCCUUUGGGAGGUGAUUAGGUCAUGAAGGCGGAGCCCUUACAAAUGGGAUUAUAAAAGAGAUGCAGGAGGGCUCUUUGCCCCUUUCACCAGACACAUACAACAGGUUCCUAUGAACCAGGAAGCAAGCUCUUAUCAGACGCUGAAUCUCCUGGAGCCUUGAUCUUAGACUUCCCAGCCUCCAGAACUGCGAAAAAUAAAUUUCUGUUGUUUAUAAGCCA